GAAAGUGGGGGGCGGCCAGACUCCGCCCCCCCUGCUGCGGCUGCCAAUCAGCUCCCAGGACGGCCCCUUCUUCGCCCCCCUCUGCACCACAGACCACCUUCCCGCUACGGGGCUCCUACCAACGUCGCCACCAAUUUCCAAAUCCCCAGGCUGUCUGUUCCUUUUCCUCGGCAAGUCUCCCCAGCGGAGUCCUUCCCCCUCCGAAGGAGCCCGUGUGGAAAUUGCUGGACAACCGACACCCAUCCAGCCAUGGCGACCCCGUCAGCUGCUUUUGAGGCCCUUAUGAAUGGAGUGACCAGCUGGGAUCUCCCUGAAGAUGCUGUCCCAUGUGAACUGCUUCUUAUUGGAGAGGCCGCCUUCCCAGUGAUGGUGAAUGACAUGGGCCAAGUCCUUAUUGCAGCGUCCUCCUACGGCCGAGGCCGCCUGGUGGUAGUGUCCCACGAGGACUACUUGGUGGAAGCCCAGCUCACUCCCUUUCUCCUCAAUGCAGUGGGGUGGCUUUGUUCUUCCCCUGGGGCUCCUGUGGGUGUGCACCCAUCCCUGGCGCCUCUGGCCAAAAUCCUCGAGGGCUCGGGAGUGGAGGUGAAGCUUGAGCCAGAAGUGAAAGACUCCCUGGGGGUUUACUGCAUUGACGCCUACAACGAGACCAUGACCGAAAAGCUGGUCAAGUUCCUGAAACGUGGAGGAGGCUUGCUCAUUGGCGGCCAGGCCUGGGAUUGGGCCAACCAGGGCGAAGAUGAAAGGGUUCUGUUCAUGUUCCCUGGGAACCUCGUGACCAGCGUGGCGGGCGUGUACUUCACUGACAACAAAGGAGACACAAGUUUCUUUAAGGUGUCUAAGAAGAUGCCCAAGAUCCCAGUCUUAGUGAGUUGUGAAGACGAUCUCUCCGAGGACAGAGAGGAGCUUCUGCACGGGAUUUCAGAGCUGGACAUCAGCAACUCGGAUUGUUUUCCAUCCCAGCUGCUAGUGCACGGGGCUCUAGCCUUUCCCCUGGGGUUAGACACCUACCACGGCUGUGUUAUAGCGGCUGCCCGCUAUGGCCGCGGCCGAGUGGUCGUGAUGGGCCACAAGGCCUUAUUCACCGUGAGCAAACUGGGCCCCUUUCUGCUCAAUGCCGUGCGUUGGCUGGACGCGGGGCGCCGAGGCAAGAUCGUGGUGCAGACAGAACUGAGGACAAUGAGCAGCCUGCUCGCGGUGGGGGGCAUAGACACCAGCAUUGAGCCCCAUCUGACCAGCGAUGCCAGUGUCUACUGCUUUGAGCCCAUGAGUGACGUGGGAGUCAAGGAGCUGCAGGAGUUCGUGGCCGAGGGUGGGGGACUGUUUGUUGCAGCCCAAGCCUGGUGGUGGGCCUUCAAGAACCCCGGAGUGUCCCCUCUGGCUCGGUUCCCAGGAAAUCUCCUCCUCAACCCCUUUGGCAUCAGCAUCACAAGCCAAAGCCUCAACCCCGGGCCCUUCCGUACUCCGAAAGCCGGGAUAAGGACCUACCACUUCCGCUCCACCCUGGCCGAGUUCCAGGUUAUAAUGGGCAGGAAGAGAGGCAAUGUAGAAAAGGGGUGGCUGGCGAAGCUGGGGCCGGACGGCGCCGCUUUCCUACAGAUCCCCGCGGAAGAAGUCCCUGCCUACAUGUCUGUGCAUCGGCUCCUGCGGAAGCUGCUGAGCCGGUACCGGCUCCCCGUGGCCACCCGAGAGAACCCAGUCAUCAAUGACUGCUGCAGGGGUGCCAUGCUGUCCCUGGCCACGGGUCUGGCCCACUCUGGAAGUGACCUCUCUCUGUUAGUCCCGGAAAUUGAAGACAUGUACAGCAGCCCCUAUCUGCGCCCCUCGGAAUCCCCUAUCACUGUUGAGGUCAACUGCAACAAUCCAGGCACCCGGUAUUGCUGGAUGAGCACCGGGCUCUACAUUCCUGGAAGGCAAAUUAUAGAGGUCUCACUGCCUGAAGAUGCUGCCUCCGCAGACCUGAAGGUACAGAUUGGCUGCCACACUGACGACCUGACCAGGGCCAGCAAGCUGUUCCGAGGCCCACUGGUGAUCAACCGGUGCUGCCUGGACAAACCCACAAAAUCGAUCACCUGCCUCUGGGGCGGCCUCCUCUACAUCAUCGUGCCUCAGAGCAGCAAGCUGGGUUCCGUGCCCGUCACUGUGAAGGGGGCUGUGCAUGCUCCGUUCUACAAGCUGGGGGAGACAUCCCACGAGGAGUGGAAGAGGCGUGUGCAGGAGAAUCCAGGCCCCUGGGGAGAACUGGCCACGGACAACAUCAUCCUGACAGUGCCAACCGCCAACCUUCGCACCCUGGACAACCCCGAGCCCCUGCUCCGCCUCUGGGAUGAGGUGAUGCAGGCUGUGGCCCGGCUGGGGGCUGAGCCCUUCCCCUUGCGGCUGCCACAGAGGAUUGUCGCUGAUGUGCAGAUCUCAGUAGGCUGGAUGCAUGCAGGGUACCCCAUCAUGUGCCACCUGGAGUCGGUGCAGGAGCUCAUCAAUGAGAAGCUCAUCCGAACCAAGGGGCUGUGGGGCCCUGUCCAUGAGCUCGGCCGCAACCAGCAGCGGCAGGAGUGGGAAUUCCCCCCGCACACCACCGAGGCCACCUGCAACCUGUGGUGCGUUUACGUGCACGAAACGGUCUUGGGCAUUCCUCGAAGCCGUGCCAACAUCGCCUUGUGGCCCCCAGUUCGGGAGAAGAGAGUCAGAAUCUACCUGAGCAAGGGACCCAAUGUGAAGAACUGGAAUGCGUGGACAGCACUGGAAACAUAUUUACAGCUACAGGAAGCCUUUGGUUGGGAGCCAUUCAUCCGUCUCUUUGCUGAGUAUCGGAACCAGACCAACUUACCCACGGAUAAUGUUGACAAAAUGAAUCUGUGGGUGAAGAUGUUCUCCCACCAAGUGCAGAAGAAUCUGGCUCCCUUCUUCGAGGCCUGGGCCUGGCCGAUCCAGAAGGAAGUGGCUACUAGCCUGGCCUACCUGCCUGAAUGGAAGGAAAAUAUUAUGAAAUUGUACCUCCUCACACAGAUGUAAGGAGUGCCCAGCGAGGUGGCAGGCCCCACUGAAAUGGAAGUCAAGAAAUGCAAAAGAAACAUCUCAGUAAAGAAAACUGAAGGCAUUUGGUUAUGAGUGAAGGAGACCUCAGCACAUUUCCAGAAGAGAGAAAGUGGAUGAAGCAUGAAAAAGAAUGAAAGAGUGAAGGUACCUUUCAGACAGAGUAUAAGCUGAUCUGAACAACAUAACCCAGAGAGACGGGCAUCUGAAAAAUCUAUCUGCUAAAGAAUUAUACCAGUUGUAAAAUUGAACCCCAUCCCACUCUAUCCCAUCCCUUGUGCAUAGAAUACAGGCAGUCAAUUAUUGGUACCAGUGAAAAAUCUGUUGUUGCUGUUGUUGUUAUUGUUGUUGUUGUUGUUUAUAUAAAGGAACUGAAUAAACUGCCUGGGGAGAGGUAGGAGUUGGUGCUCCAGAAUGAUAUUUCUCUUUUUGUGGAAAUAAGCGACCCCUUAGCCUAUCAGCUAAUUCUCUGACAGUUGAGGCCCCCUACUCAAGUAACCAAGUGUUUUCAGUCACAGAAGAGACUGAGUGGAAAAACAGACCAAACCAUACAAUGGCAGAGGAAACGUACACCAACUCCUAUAAAAGUCAACUGUUGUACUGGUGCUGAAAUGCAAAUGGCCAACUAGGAAUUCCCAGACAUUGAACCCUGGGGGUUGGAGGGUGGGAGGGAGGACCUGGGGAGGAGCAUGUAAGAAAAAAUUACCAAAUAGAAUUAGGAGAUUUGAAAACUACAACAAAUUCUGGGGGAAAUAAAGUUAAAAUGGAAAAAGUAACUUUAAAAUCUAGCUAUAACUUCAGAGAGAGCUGAGGUAUAUUUGUAAAAUGAAAACAGGAUGCUACAAAGAAGAGAAAAACUCUGACAAUGAGGAGAGCCCUUUGAAAGCGAAGUAAGAUUGUAAAAAAUACUCCGUAGGUAGGCUAGGAAAAAAGUUGAGAGUAUCUCCAUAGAUAUAGAGGAAAAAGAAAGUUCAGGCAAUAUGAAGAAAGGAAAGAGACCUAGACAAUCAAUAGCUGACCAUUAGGAAUUUCUGGAAGAGAAAACAGGAAAAUAUAGGUGAAGGGAAAAAAUGAUUGAAGAUCAGAAAGAACUAAGUCUCCAGAUCCUGGGGACCCCAGUAAAACCUACAUCAAGACACAAUCUUGUGAAAUUUUGGAAUUAAGGAUAAAGGGAAGAUACUGAAAGUGCCCAGAGAGAAAAUAAAAUUAGGCCAUUGUAAUUAGCUAAAAAGGGAUGAGAAAUAGACUGGCAGCAGAUUUUUCAUUAGCAACACUGAAAGCCAGAAGCCAAUGGAGCAAUGUCUUCACAUAUCUUAUAAAAAACAUUGUACCCAGAAUUCCAUAGCAAGCCAAACUAUCCAAUCAAGUGAAAACAAAGAUAUUUUCUGACAUGCAAUUUUUCAGAAAGUUUAGCUUCUUUGCACCCUUACUGAGGAAGUACCUUGAGGAAAUUCUCCAGCAAAAUGAUAAGAACCAGAAAAGAAGAAGAAAUGGAAUCCAGAAAACGAUGGGCCUCACCCAGGAUGUACCACUCCAGAGUGACACUUAUCCAACAGGAUAUCUCACUCUAGAGUGACAAUUGUCCAGCAGACAAACCCAGUUCAGCCAUGAGUACAUAAUCUCAGGCACGCUGGGAGGAGUACACGUUUUAUGCCAUAGAUAGUAUCCUUGAGAAGAUGGAAUGUUUGAGAAUAUGGACAACGUACACUAUUUAGUCAACAAAGAAGAAAACAAAACAAAAAUAUGUCAAGAAUUUAAAGUCCAUUUAUGAAAAGACAACAAAAAUACUCAUGGAAUGUAAGAAGAGACUCAAUCUGACAUUGGCGGUAGGUAUAUUUCCUUUCAAGUGCCACAGACAUGACAUUGAAUGUACGUGGAAGAAAAUCUUCUAGUUUUUACUUGGCUCUCACUAAACAGUAUUUACAAAGCCAAAAUAAUGUAGAUGCUAUUUCCUGGCACUUAGUGUUCUGAUCAGCCUAUAGAUAAAACAUGGAAGGCUUAAUUUUUUAUUCAGAAAUGAAAGUAGUUAAUCCUGACAAAUUACGGAAAAACUGAGCAGAAGAGGUUGAGAAUUUGCUGUAGGAAGAGAGGUGGAAGGAAGAGUAGGGCUACUUAUAUAUUGAAAGUGGGGAUGAAGAAAGGAAGUCUACAGUUCAUGGAAUAAAAACUGGAGGAUUGGUAUGCUGUUUAAAGCUAAAAAUUAAACCAAUAAAUAAAAAUGAUACCUAUCAAAACUUUCAGGAAGGAUAGGCAAAGGAAAGGUGGAGAUAGUGUAAGUCAAAUCCUUAUCUUUUGUAAUGGUGUAUUAUUAAAGAUUGUCUAAAGUUAAUAUGCCAAGAAAUUAUUGUUCAAACAUAUUUAAUGUUAGGAAGUUAGUUAACAGAAUAUCUAAAAAUAGAAAUUGUUAAAUGCAUUGCCUCUGGUGAAUGGGACUAGGGCUAAAAAGGGUGGGGUAGGGAACUGUGCUUUUCAUUUCAGGUCCUCUGUACUAUUUAAUUUUUUACCUUGUGCAUGCAUU
Messenger RNA from Pteronotus mesoamericanus, 5548 nucleotides. RefSeq names its product TRPM8 channel associated factor 1 (gene TCAF1). Gene Ontology annotation, molecular function: transmembrane transporter binding. The record is from RefSeq and is a predicted model, not a curated record. Bases 250 to 3009 code for a protein of 919 amino acids. The transcript is spliced from 9 exons. Gene Ontology annotation, biological process: positive regulation of protein targeting to membrane; positive regulation of anion channel activity. Gene Ontology annotation, cellular component: plasma membrane. NCBI's taxonomy places the organism in Eukaryota, Metazoa, Chordata, Mammalia, Chiroptera, Mormoopidae.